This is a messenger RNA of Juglans microcarpa x Juglans regia, 1359 nucleotides long. RefSeq lists its product as uncharacterized. Lineage: Eukaryota; Viridiplantae; Streptophyta; Magnoliopsida; Fagales; Juglandaceae. The transcript has a single exon. The coding region runs from base 767 to 1153 and encodes 128 amino acids. The record is from RefSeq and is a predicted model, not a curated record.
GGAGAUGGGGGAUGCUAAACUUGGAGAGAAAGAAGGGAGUGGGUUUAAAAGAGAGGAAAGGUAUGUUAUGGUAGUGGGGUUUGCUUUUUUGGAGAUGGAAACAGACACCUUUUCUUUCAUUAGCUUCAAAUAAUUGUUCACGACAAGCUUCUUUUCAAUUGCUUUAGAGAUUGAUGAAGGUGGAGUCUUUAUUAAAGAAAUCAUGCAUAAAGAGAAAAUUAGGAAAGGAAAGGAAGUGCAUCAGUGCAUGCGUAAAGGUGUUUUGAAUGCUUCGUCGUUUGGUUUUCGUAUUUACAGAAAAGAGCUAAACGCGUGCAUUGAGGAAUGUAGGGAAGGAAUACAGCAAGUGAAAACCGGCAGAAAAUUAUUUGGAAGAAAUAUGAUAAGGACCUAAACUACAAGUCGGCCACUCUUCAGAGUUCAUAACUUCAAACAGGUUUUUGAAGUGAGCUGAUGCCAAGAAUUAGGAGCCCUAAUUGGGCUGAUCUAAUGUUGGACUUUGGAAGUUAAACCAAGAUUGAAGUAUCAAACAAAAACCUAUGAAAAAGCCCGGCCCAAAUACCAUAUGCAAGCCCAUCGCCAUGGUGUUCUCUCCCGUCUCCGUACUAAAAUACUAAUAUAUGUUGCAUUGCCGAAAAAUAUAUUUAUUAUUAACUUAUUCCCUGAUUUAGCAAGACAUAGCCGUCCAAUCAAGAGGAAAGUCGCCAGAUGAAGCCGAACUACUGUUUUGUAUUACAUUGCUGUCAGUGCUGUGUUGUCGAAUCCAAUGUCAAUCUGCCGAUUCUGGACUCUUUCUUUGUCUUUGAAUUUCUCACUUUGUCCUCAUCGUGUGGCUUUCUUUCUUAUUUACGAACCCAAUAACAUAAAUGGUCUCUCUCUCCCCCACUGCUCAGUCAAUUGGUACUUGCUUCGUUUCGAGUGGCUUCGGGACAACCGAAAAGAGAUGGCAGAUUGGGGGCCAGUGGUGAUAGCUGUGGUGCUGUUUGUGCUGUUGACGCCAGGGCUGUUGUUCCAGCUGCCAGGCAAUAGCCGAGCGGUGGAAUUUGCAAACAUGCAGACGAGCGGAGUAUCCAUAUUGGUCCACACCAUCAUCUACUUCGGACUCAUCACCAUAUUCCUCAUUGCCAUUGGUGUUCAUAUCACCACCGGAUAAUUUUAUGCAUCUGUAAACCCACCUCUUGUUUCUCCUCCUGAUUUUGUAUCAUUUUUUUUUCUCUUUCAUCUGAAGUUGGUUCAUCAGCAAGGUAGUUAGAACGAAAUGGUGUUGUACUUCGUGUGGCUCCUUAGCACCAUCUCUGAAAUAUCUUACAUGCCUUUGGUUUCAAAUUCGAGAAAAUAUUUUUUGGGUUCUGCCUAUUA